CCGAUACCAUCAUGGCACAGAGCCACACGCAGACAGCACACAGGUCGCCCGCUCGCACACACACACACACACACGCACAAACAUACGGGAGAAAAUGGCUGCAAGAUGGGACAACUUGCUUGCUUACACGGUCAGUGCGCGAGUGAGUGCGUGCGUGAGGGAGGGAGAAAGAGAGAGAGAGGAAUACACACGUGCUGGCGUGUGUCCACGUGUGAGUGAAUGCGUUUGUGUGUGUGUGUGUGUGUGUGUGUUGGUGAAUCUAUAAACCCGCAGGCCAGUGGGGGCGAAAAUUGCGGGGAGCCGUCGGGAUUGGCGCUCACCCUCCCAACCACAGCCACAAACACACACUCUCACACGCAGACACACCUGUGGAUGCAUUGCAUCAUCUACCCAUCCACCAUCCCUCCCCCCAUCCAUCCAGGAACACUCAUAAGUCGUCAGUCACUUGAUCUGAUCUGUCGGCAGGCAAGGCAAGAAGGUGGUAAGUGAGCUAGAGAGAGUAGAGAGUAGAGAGUAUGGAGGUAUAUACACACAGACAGACAGAGAGGGAGGGAGAAAGAGAGCGACUCACCUGGUGAGUUCGCUCGGGACACAGAACACAGGCAGGCAUCGCAUCAUGCCCAGGCAGGAAAAGGGUGAGCCAGUGAGCCAGCCGGCCUGUGUUUCGUGUAGGUGUAUUAUGUAGACAGAGAGAGAGAGAGAGAGAGCCCAUAUAUAGUACAGACAGACCGACGGCCUUGCUGAGCGGUGGAGAGGGGCGUGCGUGUCCUGAGGUGCAAAAAUGCAUGCGUGUUUGUUGCAGAAAACGCCCGCACCAGCCACCCCACCCGGCCACCGCACCAGUAACACCUUUCCCUUCCUCUCUUCAAUCAACACGCAGGCAGAAGCCAGACAUACAGACCGACAGACCUGUGGGCAUGCAGGCGGGGCAAAUAAUGUGCGCACAAAUGGAAGAAAAGCGCCACGCGCCGGGUGAAGGGAAGGGCGUCGGUAUGCGGGAUGGGCGGCCCUUCGGCCGUCUUGUUUGUGUCUUGCUGCGCCAUCCGCCGCCCCCCACCCGGCCGUGCAUCAAUCAAUCAAUGAAUCAAUCAGGCAGGCAAUCAGGCCCGUGGCGGGUGGGCCCUCGGAAAAUCGGUGGGUCGCUCCGCUCCCUCACCUUGCCAUCCAUCCACCCACCCAUUCACUCGAGCAUCCACUUGAGCAUAUCGACACAGCCUAGAAGAAGCCUAGACUGACUGCUGCCAUCCCUUUCCACUAGCAACCCUCCCGCUGCCCACCCACCCGCUCGCUCAGCCCACCCAUUUGAGACUCACAUCACAGAGUGGUCUUCCGCUUGGCAAACCUGACACACACAUCCAAUCCCCACACGCACACACACACACACACAUGCAUGACACACACCUCACUUCACCUGACCUCAUCCUUUCCCUUCCCCCCCGCCCCACCAACCCACCUGUGUCCGAUGGCCGUGGUGAUGUCCUCGACGGUCUUCCACAUGCGCUUGGGCGACCCCUCGCUCGCCGGCGACGACACAUCGCUAUCGCCCGACGACGACGCAUCGCUGGGCGACCGCGAGAGCGACGGCAGCAGGAGCACGGCCGACCGCACCGACCGCAGAGGGGAGGGGCGGGGGGAGGAGGGCACAGAGGGCGACUGGCUGGUGCGCUUGGGAGUGCCGGCGAGGUCGGUGGUGGAGGCGAGCUGCAGUGACUGCGCCCUGUCGCGGGCGAGGAAUGACUCGGGUGGCGGCUGCUUGCAGGGGGAGAAGACAAGCUCCUCGCCCUCCUGAUGACACACACACACACACACAGAGAGAGAGAGAGAGGUGAGUGUGGGUGUGACUGUUUUGCUGGCUGAUCUGGGCACCGCACAGACAUACCUGCGGCUCUAGCCAUCCGUGUGCGCUGCCGUCUUUGUACUCACGGUCCUCCAUGCUAGCACUCAGGUCGUCCAAACACUCCUCCAACGACGCAUCACUCAACAUCAGCAUCGGACCCUACACACACACACACACACACAGACAGAUGGAGGAUGCAAUCCACUCCUCCACCGACCCUCCCUCCCCCGCACCCCACUUCCUCACCUUAGCCAGUCUGAAAGUGUCCUGCACAGUGCCGUCCUUGAGCGUCUCGAUCUUGGCACUGUUGACGACGAACCCAUGUGUUCUGACGGUCCGCAUGACCCACGCCAGCAUGCCCAUCUCCGCCGGCCCCCUGAUGAACAGCUCCCCCUCCUGCCCGCCGCCAUGUGCAUGUGUGUGCCGGCACACGCGGGUCGAGACACGGGGGUGGGGGUGAGGGGGGGAGGACAGCUCGGGGAUGGGCGCCAACAGGGGAGACCGACCGCCUGCAGCAGAGGGGAGGGAUGGAGGGAUGUCACACACACAACAGUCAGUCUGGUGGUGUACACCUCUGGGGUGGUGAGAGUGCGGCUGGCUUUGACGCUGGCUGACCAGUGGAAGAGCUCAGCGAGCUGCUGAGGCCUGAGUGGGUGCUACACGUGUCGUCAUCGUCACAGGGCUGAGACAAAGCCUGCAGGCACCGACACACACAGACAGAACAGACAACAGUCAAGUCAAUGAGAGGUGACCGGUGUCACCGUCAGAUGCCCAGCCACGGCGCCCACACCCAUGUCUCAGCACGUGCACCCCUCCCCACCUUCCCCUUGUCUCCCUGCUCACCUCCUCAAGCACAGCCUUCAACCUGGGUAGCGUCAUGGGCUGCAUGCCGUUGCCGGCGCCGUCCGCCGCAUGUUCGAGCUGGAAGACGUCCUUGAUGCCGCUGCGGCGGCUCUGGGCGCGGGCGGUUGCGAUGGAGUAGCCGUGUGAGAUGAAGCAGGUGGUCAGGAGCUGAAGGAGACCGGCGCGGUCGUUGCCGGUGAUUUCGACAUACGGAUGGUCCGGUGUGCCGACCACCGACACCCUGUACGCCGGGAGGUGCUUCGCCUGGCAGUCACUCGACGGUCUCGCUCUCAGCAUUCACACUUUUUUUCAGUGGGUGGGAGGGAGGGAUGGCAGGGAGGGAGGGCAGCUAGCCAGGUGUGGUGUCGCGACAGUCUCUCUCUCUCAACAGGAUGUUGGUGUCUGAUCCUCGUUCUUGCCCUUGUCUUCCGGUCCACUUGCGGA
Messenger RNA from Vitrella brassicaformis, 3124 nucleotides. The record is from the annotation of a GenBank genome assembly. NCBI's taxonomy places the organism in Eukaryota, Vitrellaceae.